AUGAAGGUGAUUGUUACUCUCCUCGCGACCGUCGCGGUCGUCAAUGCUUUCACAUGCCCUGCUACCCCUGCAAUCAACACCGCCUGUACCGCCAUCGGCGUCGUCCCUCUGUUGUGUAGCAACCCUAAAGUUAACGUGGCCGCUUGCAACGAGAAGCAAUGCACCCAAACCUACAUCGACAACUACGCCGCCUGCCAAUGCCGUCGUAGCCCCACCCUUUUCUAUGAGCACUCCGUCAACGUCGAUGGCCUCCUCCGCCGCUGCGGUGUUGCCGGUUUGACCAACCCCUUUGGCAACCCUUACCAGUACCGCCCCGGUCAGGGUACUCAGACCUUCUCAGCCUCCGGUGGGUCUGGUAUUGCCACUACCAUUGCGCAACCCAUUGAGGCCACCUCUGCGACCCCCGUCCCGACUGUGGUGCCCGUCGCCCAACAGGACUACUAUAUGUCAGGUGGUGCGAUCGCCGGUACUGUUCUCGGUUCCCUUGCAGCCUUUGCGUUUGCUGGUCUGUUGGGCUUUUGCUGGAGAAAGGAGCGUGCUCAGCACGCGGCCUUGUACAGCAACCCUUCUACGAAUUCUGUCGACACCAACGUUGCUCGCGCUCCUUCCCGCACGGUUGUCACUGAAAAGAUCGAGCCUGUAGUUGUCAGGUCCGUCCCCACGACCAACACCCACGUUGUCCCCCCCGGAAUGACGACCUACUCGAACCCCUCGAGCAACACCUAUAACAGCACAAACUCUGGUUAUAACGGCAACAACACCAACGCUGGUUAUAACGCUAAUAGCACCAACACUGGUUAUAACAGCAACAACACCAACACUGGUUAUAACACCAACAACACCAACACUGGUUAUGACAGCAACAACACCGUCCCCGUCAACACUUAUAGCAGCGCGUCGAACCCCACCUACAACACUACCACAAACGCCAAUACCGGAUACAACACCCAGCCCCGUGCCGGCGGUGUCCUCGACUCGGACUCAAACGGUGUCCACAACGCCGCCAAUGGCACCGGUAACGCUGUCAGCCACGGUGUCAACUCUGCUGACAAUACUGUUGGUAACGCUAUCCAUGGCACUUCCCACAGUGCUGGUAACACCAUGCACUAA
Molecule: messenger RNA, 1110 nt
Organism: Linnemannia hyalina
Lineage: Eukaryota; Fungi; Mortierellomycota; Mortierellomycetes; Mortierellales; Mortierellaceae
Source: the annotation of a GenBank genome assembly